AUUCAGUCAAACGGUGACCAAGUGUGAUAUGCAACUACGAGAACGUUUCUUCCAUAACCAAUGUUUAUCAUGGAUUAGCCUUCUUCUAUAUAUUCAAUAAUCAACAAGGAUUGAGGCACCGAAACAUCCAUCAAACACAAAACAAACGACAUAUGAUGAUGGCUCGAUCAAGGAAUGUGGGAAUUCUUGUAGUAAUAACUGUAAUGUUACUAAAGACCACAGAAGCUGAAGAUUACGAGGUGGGUGGUAGCACAGGUUGGACAAGCUUUCCUCCAGGAGGUGCUUCUUUCUAUUCCAAAUGGGCUUCAAAUUUUACAUUCCAAGUAAAUGACACUCUAGUGUUCAACUUCGAGUCUGGAAGCCACAGUGUGGUGGAACUUACGAAACCUAACUAUGAAAACUGUGCAUUCGACAACAAUAUCAAAACCUUUAAUAUAGGACCAGCUAGAGUCACUCUCACAGCUCCAGGGGAAUUCUACUUUUCCUGCCCCUUCUCCGGCCAUUGCAGCAGUGGCCAAAAGCUAAGCGUAACAGUAAUCACUGACUCUUCUUCACCACCACCAAACAAAACUCCAACUCAAGCUCCUGCACCACGCACUGCUACAGUUGAAGGUCCUUCACCUUCUCCUUCUGCAUCUGCUUCAGUUCCCACUACAAGAGCCCCAUCACCCCAAACUCAUUCAACUGAUAUAGCCCCUCCACCACACGGCUCAGCCACCCCUCUGACUUCUACCUUCUCUCUAUUCAUCAUCACCAUUCUCAUCAAUUUUCUCUCUCAAUUUUAGGACACUUGUUACUAUAUGUUAUCUGUUGAAGACAGUGUUUCAGAAAGAGGAUAUUGGAGAAUUCAUUCAUCGUGUACUAGUUUGUAGUGUACAUCAAUUUCAUGAAGCGUGUUGGGUUUCCAAAAUUUUGGCUUGUGAUAUAUUGUUUCAUUGAUUUUCCAGCUACGUGGACUCGAUUGAGAUGAUUGUGAUUGAAUAAACAAAUCUUCUAUUGUGGGUUUUACCGAUUCA
Messenger RNA from Vigna unguiculata (cowpea), 1016 nucleotides. RefSeq names its product stellacyanin-like. NCBI's taxonomy places the organism in Eukaryota, Viridiplantae, Streptophyta, Magnoliopsida, Fabales, Fabaceae. Gene Ontology annotation, cellular component: plasma membrane. Gene Ontology annotation, molecular function: electron transfer activity. The record is from RefSeq and is a predicted model, not a curated record.